AGCACAUGCGGGCAUCUUCACAUUGUCAGUGACAGGACAAAAACCAAACUACGGCCGAGUAAGAUCAGCAUCUAAUCUUGGAUAUUUAGGCUCCGCAUUCUCAAGGUGCGUCAAUCCUGACGCUAUGUACUGAUGUUCGCAUCCUCUACGGUGCGUCAAUCCUGACGCUACGCACCGACGACGCCGGCCGGCCGGCCUCUGCCGGCUUGGGUGUCGACGCCACCAAUCAACACAAAGACGCGGCCUCUGCCAGCUUGGAUCUGUCGACGUUCUUUAAAUCACUUGCUAACUCUGCUAGCUAGCCUCCUCAGCCUCUCAUCGGAUCCUCUGAGCCAGGAGCCCACGAUGCCCAGCCUAGUCCAUGUCCAAGCAGCGACCAAUGAAGAAGUGAAGCCGGAGGCGGCGGCGGCGGCGGCGCACUUCGUGUUCGUGCCGCUUAUGGCCCAGGGCCACAUCAUCCCCGCCGUCGACACCGCGCUGCUGCUGGCCACUCAGGGCGCGCUCUGCACCAUCGUCGCCACGCCGUCCACGGCGGCGCGGGUGCGCCCCACCGUCGAAUCCGCCCGGCGGUCCGGCCUGCCAGUCAGCCUCGUCGACUUCCCGCUCGACUACGCCGCGGUCGGCCUGCCCGACGGGGUCCCAGGCGGAGCGGACAACAUGGACAACGUCCCCCCGGAGUACAUGCUGGCCUACUUCUCCGCCGUCGCGCUCCUCCGGGGGCCGAUCGAGGCCCACCUCCGCGACCACGCGCCUCAGCCAGCAACAUGCAUCGUGUCCGAUUUCUGCCACCCGUGGACCGUGGAGCUCGCGGCCAGCCUGGGGGUCCCCCGGCUCAGCUUCUUCAGCAUGUGCGCCUUCUGCGUCCUGUGCCAGCACAACGUCGAGAGGUUCAACGCCUACGACGGCGUGCUCGACUACAACCAGCCGGUCGUCGUUCCGGGACUGGAGAAGAGGUUCGAGGUGACGAGGGCGCAGGCCCCCGGCUUCUUCCGGGGCUGGCCCGGCUGGGAGAAGUUCGGCGACGACGUAGAGCGAGCGCGGGCCGAGGCCGACGGCGUCGUCAUGAACACCUUCGUGGAGAUGGAGCCCGAGUACGUCGCUGGCUACGCGGCCGCAAGGGGGAUGAAGGUGUGGACCGUGGGGCCGGUCUCUCUCUACCACCAGCACGUCACGACGCUGGCGGCGAGAGGGAACACCGCAGCCAUCGACGCCGACGACUGCGUCCGGUGGCUCGACGACAAGGAGCCCAGCUCCGUGGUCUACGUCAGCUUCGGCAGCAUCGCGCACGCGGACCCGAAGCAGGUCUCGGAGCUCGGCCUGGGACUGGAGGCGUCGGGCUACCCUUUUAUCUGGGUGGUCAAGGACGCCGGCCGCCACGACGAGGCAGCGCUCGCCUUCCUCCGCGGGCUCGAGGAGCGCGUCGCGGGGCGUGGCCUGCUCAUCUGGGGGUGGGCGCCGCAGGCGCUGAUCCUGUCGCACCGCGCGGCAGGCGCAUUCGUGACGCACUGCGGGUGGAACUCGACGCUGGAGGCGGUCGCGGCGGGGCUGCCGGUGGUGACGUGGCCGCACUUCACAGACCAGUUCCUGAACGAGAAGAUGGCGGUGGAGGUGCUGGGGAUCGGCGUCAGCGUCGGGGUGAAGGAGCCAGUGAUGUACCGGACGGAUCAGAAGGAUGUCGUGGUUGGGAGGGAGACGGUGGAGGCCGCGGUGAGGAGCGCCAUGGACGGCGGGGAGGAUGGCGAGGCGCGGCGUUGCAAAGCCCGUGCGCUCGCGGUGAAAGCGAGGGCGGCCAUGCGGGAGGGGGGCUCGUCGCACGCCAACAUCUGCGAUCUGGCCAAGUGUUUCGAGGUGGGCGCCACACAAGGUACCGCCGAGUGAUAUCUGGGCAGUGUGUGCGUUUAUAGCAUGUAGCUGUCCAGCUACCGAGAGCCUAAAAUGCCGUUCCAAUCAAAGUUAAGACUUUGAAAACUCAUAGUACACUACAUUUGGUCUAUUUUUGUACACUAUUUUUUAUCAAUGUGGAAGGUCUUAUCAGAA
Messenger RNA from Aegilops tauschii subsp. strangulata, 2037 nucleotides. Its product is annotated as UDP-glycosyltransferase 73C12-like. NCBI's taxonomy places the organism in Eukaryota, Viridiplantae, Streptophyta, Magnoliopsida, Poales, Poaceae. Gene Ontology annotation, molecular function: UDP-glucosyltransferase activity. The record is from RefSeq and is a predicted model, not a curated record.